UUUUUUGUUGUUUUGACUAUGAAUAUGUGUAAAUAUUGACGCAUUUCUUUACAUUGGAUUCUGUCUGGGUUGUAAGAGAGCUUCAGAUCUCCGAACCAAUGGCUGUCCAGACUGAGCAUAUCAGAGCGCAAACCAGCCAAUCAGCAAUCUCCUAGGCAAAGCACUGAGAGUUUUUAACUGGGGAGUAUUUCAUUGAAUACAUGUGAAUAGAUUCAGCGUUUCGACCUCCUCUAGUUUGGGGGUAUUCUGACUUUCGGAAACGCAAGAGCGCAAACAAUUUUGGACACACUGGAGAGCCUUUUUCUUCUUGGAUGCACUUGGAUGGGAGAAUGGCUUCUGGGACCAUUGACUGUGUGGAGAAGAACAUGCAGUAUCGUGUGGAUCAUUUAUUAAGUGCGGUGGAAAAUGAGCUUCAGGCUGGCAGCGAAAAAGGAGAUCCAACAGAAAAGGACCUUAAAGUCAGAUUGGAUGAAAAUGAACUUUGGCAGAAGUUUAAGGAAUUGACAAAUGAAAUGAUAGUGACCAAGAAUGGCAGGCGCAUGUUCCCGGUGCUGAAGGUGAACGUGUCCGGUUUGGAUCCAAACGCCAUGUACUCCUUCUUACUGGAUUUCGUGGCAGCAGACAAUCACAGGUGGAAAUACGUGAACGGUGAAUGGGUAUCGGGUGGCAAACCGGAGCCACAAGCCCCGAGCUGCGUCUACAUCCAUCCAGACUCUCCAAACUUCGGCGCGCACUGGAUGAAAGCUUCAGUCUCAUUUAGUAAAGUGAAACUCACCAACAAACUGAACGGAGGUGGUCAGAUCAUGUUGAACUCACUACACAAGUAUGAGCCACGUAUCCAUAUAGUGCGUGUUGGAGGGCCUCAGAGAAUGAUCACCACUCACUCUUUCCCUGAGACGCAGUUCAUAGCAGUUACUGCCUACCAGAAUGAAGAUGUUACUGCUCUCAAAAUUAAAUACAAUCCAUUCGCCAAGGCUUUCCUGGAUGCCAAAGAAAGAAGCGAUCAUAAGGAUUUAAUAGACGAUGUCAGCGAAAGUCAACAGUCUGGCUAUGCUCAAUUAAGUAGCUGGUUUCUGCCAGCACCAGGGUCUCUCUGCCCUUCUGCAAACCCUCAUGCUCAGUUUGGCAGCCCUCUUUCUCUGUCCUCAUCCCAUGGCUGUGAACGCUACUCCACUUUGAGAAGCCACCGGUCUGCACCAUACCCCAGUCCAUAUGUCCACCGGACAUCCUCUCCUACUGGUUACUCUGACAACUCCACCUGUCUGUCCAUGUUGCCAUCUCAUGAUAACUGGUCCAGUCUGCAGAUAUCCUCUCACUCCAGUGUGCUGCCGAUGGGCCACGGCUCUUCCCCAAACUCCAACUCCAGUCAGUACACCAGCUUGUGGUCCAUGGGGAACUCACCGUUGACCCCAGUGUCUCAGGCUGGAGGGAUGACCAGUAGUUUGGGCUCACAGUUCCUCCGCACCUCUGCCAAUCAUUACAGCAGCCUGACUCACCCAGUUACAGCGCCCCCUUCUGGCUCUCCUCUAUAUGACACUGCUGUGCCUGAGGUGCAUGAGGCCUCUCAAUACGACUGUUCAGCCUAUGUACGCCUUCCAACAGCAUGGACUCCAGUCACACCACCGUCCUUAUAGGAAGCUGACACUAUGGACUCAUUUAAAGCCUUGUGCAGCUGAACAAUCAUUAUUUUUAUGCAACAGCUGUAUUAUCUGUUUUUGUAUUUAACAUAACUCUAGCAUGCAUUGCAUACAAAACCAAAGACUAGGUAGACCUUACCAAAAUAUUCCUCUCAAAACACACAAUUGUAAACAAAUGGGUAACACUUUACAUUAAUGUCCCCUUUGUUAAUGGAUCAUAAAGGGGUUCAUUAAUGAUUAAUAAGUCAUUUACAAAUGCAUUAUAAAUCAUUUACAUGCAUAAAAAAGGGUGACUUUCACACAAUACCUGCCAAAUAGUGACCCAUUUUACCACAAAUGUUACAUUAAUAACUUGAUGAAAAUGUACCUUAAUAUAAAGUGGACAAAUAUGAAGCAUUUUUAAGGAGUUGCUAACAUUAACCUAUGUAUAUAAAAGUUUAGUGGUUUAAUGGUCAUCAUUCUUUAUUAUAUUAUAUUUGCUGUGAAUGAGCAUGAAGAGCUGAAAGGUGUUUUUGCAGAGGACUUUAUGUAACUAAGACUAGUUAAGUUGGGACACUCAGAGUAGCAUCAUUCUUUUGACAUCAAUGUGACAAGGAAACUGCAACACAAGUGUGUCCAGACAUUACAGUAAUGGAUAAAGCAGACUGUAGCAAAAUAACAUAAUCCCUUCUUUUAAUCUUACUAUAAUAGUGAAUUUUUUUUUCUGCAUUGUGACAUAAUUAAUUAGGGCAUUUAUUGUUUUUAUUUUUAUUUUUUUAAGAAGUGUAUUUAUUAAGCAUUUAUAACAUUUACUUUCAUCCAAUACUUUUUUGAAAGUAUUGGACGAAAGUAGGCAUUUUAUGCAUGUUGCUAUAAUGGCAUAUCAGUUAUGUAUAAUGAUAAUGAUAAAUGACUUGUUAGUCAUAAAUGAACCCCUUUAUAAACUCUUGACAAAGGAAACAUUAAUGUAAAGUUUAAAGUGUUUAUUAUUGUAAAGGACUACAUUGUAUUUGUGAGCACUACUGCUAAUUCAGUCGUGUAGAUCAUUAUUUGAGGGGGUAAUAAUAUUGUACAUAAGGGUUAUUUAUAGUGUGUCUUAAAUGAAGAGAGAUACAUGACUACAGCUGUGCAGACAAUCUUUUGUAAAAUGUGUAAAUGUUAAUAUUGCUUCUUUUUUUGGAUCACAGGAUUUUAAACUCCGAUUGGAUCAAAUUUCACAUUAACCUUUAUAUGAAUGAUGAAAUUCAUUUUUGUAAACAUGAAUUUUGAUCAUGUUGUGUCUGUUAAAACAAAUUUGAUAUUACAGAUAUCUACAUAAAUAUAUAUUUGUUUGCAUUAUUAUAAGGUUGCUUUACAGAAAUCUCAUCCCUGGCCAUACACUGUAAAAAAUGUCUGUAAUUUUAACGUAAAAGACUGUAAAAAUGCUACAGAAAAAAACUUUAAUUGAUUAACGAGCAUUAACUAAAAUAUAUAGUAAAAAAAUCUAAUAUAUUUAAAAAGACAAUACAGUAGUUUUUACAAUAAAAUGUUGUAAACAUUAAAUUGUUUAGAUGUAAAAAGUCUGAUUUUCCUGUAUAAUUAAUGGUAAAAAUUUACAUUAUGUUUAACAAGAGAGUACAUGUACUUUUUAGAGUAAAUUAUUAUUAAAAUUACAAUAAAAACAAUAAUUGGGAAUUCCCUGCAUGACCCAUCUUAUUUCAUUAUAUUUUGUUUUAUAACCAAGUCAACAAAAGUGUCAGUAAAGAGCAUGCUUGAGAUGAAAUAUGAGACCUGAAGUUUGAAGAAAACAAAAACAAAAAUCCAAGGGAAAUAUCACACAGAAAAUGUUAAAACUGUCAUUUCCAUCAGCGUAAUUUUCACUAAAGAAUUCUAUUAAACACAAUACAGAAUUUGAGAUGUGCUGGAAAUGACACUUGAGAGGGAACUUUCAUGACUUUCAGAAAGAAAAAAAUAAUAAUACAAAAAAACUCCAGUCUCCAGUGAUGCAUACUAAUAUACAUACUGUAGGA
This is a messenger RNA of Myxocyprinus asiaticus (Chinese sucker), 3625 nucleotides long. Its product is annotated as T-box transcription factor T-like. The record is from RefSeq and is a predicted model, not a curated record. The transcript has 8 exons. Gene Ontology annotation, biological process: cell fate specification; positive regulation of DNA-templated transcription; somitogenesis. Lineage: Eukaryota; Metazoa; Chordata; Actinopteri; Cypriniformes; Catostomidae. Gene Ontology annotation, cellular component: nucleus. Bases 312 to 1634 code for a protein of 440 amino acids. Gene Ontology annotation, molecular function: DNA-binding transcription factor activity, RNA polymerase II-specific; RNA polymerase II cis-regulatory region sequence-specific DNA binding.